Drechmeria coniospora is the source of this 1038-nucleotide messenger RNA. RefSeq names its product vacuolar protein sorting-associated protein 74. Gene Ontology annotation, biological process: retrograde vesicle-mediated transport, Golgi to endoplasmic reticulum; Golgi to plasma membrane protein transport; Golgi organization. Lineage: Eukaryota; Fungi; Ascomycota; Sordariomycetes; Hypocreales; Ophiocordycipitaceae. The record is from RefSeq and is a predicted model, not a curated record. Gene Ontology annotation, molecular function: phosphatidylinositol-4-phosphate binding. The transcript has 4 exons. Gene Ontology annotation, cellular component: trans-Golgi network; cytosol; Golgi cisterna. The coding region runs from base 1 to 1038 and encodes 345 amino acids.
AUGUCCUCGUCCGGCCUCACGCGGCGCCGUGGCGCCGCUGGCACAGGUAGCAUCGACAACGAGCCCUCCAGGACCAACUCGGCCACCAAUAUCAAAGACAGCACCCCCGAGACCAGCUACGAGAAGAAUGAGAAUGGGCACAAGAUCGCCUACGACCCGCGAGACAUUAGCGAGAGCGCCGAGCGGAGCAAGCAGCCCAAGUUGACCAUGAUGGAGGAGGUCCUACUUCUCGGUCUCAAGGACAAGCAGGGAUAUCUCUCCUUCUGGAACGACAAUAUUUCGUAUGCCCUCCGAGGCUGCAUCGUCCUUGAGUUGGCAUUCCGAGGCCGCAUCAGCAUGGAGAAGGACCCCUCGAGGCGACGAUUCCCACCGGCGGACCGUAACAUCGAAGUCAUAGACGACACCCUCACCGGCGAGGUCCUGCUCGACGAGGCUCUGAAGAUGAUGAAGCAGAGCGAGAAGAUGAGUGUCAGCUCUUGGAUUGAUCUCAUGAGCGGCGAAACCUGGAACCUCAUGAAGAUUGGGUACCAGCUCAAGCAGGUCCGUGAACGCCUCGCGAAAGGCCUCGUGGACAAGGGCAUCCUCCGGACCGAGAAACGGAAUUUCCUCCUCUUCGACAUGGCAACACACCCGGUCGCCGAUGGAGGCGCGAAGGAGGAGAUUCGUCGUCGUGUGCGAAAUGUCCUGACGCAGCGAACCGUCGUCCUGAACAGCAGCCAGUUCCUCCCCGAGUCCCUCGAGUUCCGCUACCUGCGCACCGUCUCCAUGGUCUGCGCCGCCUAUGCCGCCAACGUGCUGGAGAAUGCCCUUUCCACGCUCGGCCACGAAGCGCGGGAGCGUGCCUUUGCCCAGACGGACGAGCUGCUGGCCGACUAUAGCCAGUGGCCCUUUGGCAAGAAGGCGACAGGCAAUGGCAUCGGUUCCAAUCUGCCGCAAGUUAUCGGAGAGGAGGUUAGCGGGGCCAAAGAAAAAGAGUUGCAGCUCGAGGUUGUCGCGGCCUGCUUGAGCGUCUUCACCCGACUUGACUCCUUGCUAUAA